Messenger RNA from Sitodiplosis mosellana (orange wheat blossom midge), 3360 nucleotides. Its product is annotated as probable cytochrome P450 9f2. The record is from RefSeq and is a predicted model, not a curated record. Gene Ontology annotation, molecular function: heme binding; oxidoreductase activity, acting on paired donors, with incorporation or reduction of molecular oxygen; iron ion binding. The transcript is spliced from 3 exons. NCBI's taxonomy places the organism in Eukaryota, Metazoa, Arthropoda, Insecta, Diptera, Cecidomyiidae. The coding region runs from base 1 to 2805 and encodes 934 amino acids.
AUGUGGGUAGGUCCAGUGCUAAUGAUCGGUGUAUCAGAGCCAGAAGAUAUUCGAAUUAUUUUGACAAGCGACGAUUGCAUAAAUAGACCACACAUUUAUAAAUGUUUCCUCAGUCCAACGACAAUUAUUUCUACAGAUAAAGAGAUUUGGAAACCACAUCGUCGAGCAUUGAACCCAGCAUUCAAUCCGAAAGUGUUACAAAGCUUUGUGCCAUUUCUGAACGAGAAAUCCCGUAUCCUAAUCACGAAAAUGGAACCAUUUCUCGAAGAAAAUGGGGAUUUGUAUGAAACAAUUUUUGUCGGUCAUAUGGAUACAGUUUUAAGAACUCUAAUGGAUAUUAACGUUAAUGCGCAAUCAGACAAACAUUGGGUAUUAAUCAGUGAACAUAUGAGAUCAAUCAUGGGCAUCGUACAGUAUCGAAUUUUUCGAUUUUGGUACCAUUUGGAUUGGAUAUUUAACUGGUCGAAUGUUGGCCGAAAGCAACAAUACAUGGUGAACGAAUCAAACGAAUCGCUUGAAAUGGUAUACGAGCGAAAAGUGAAAGAAAUAAGAGAAAAAGGUAUCGAUUAUUUGGAUAAAAUUAAAGAAGAAAAUACAGCAAAUCCAAUCGAAAAGUGUAUGAUCCUAGAACGAGAAGGUUUUUUCACUCAUCAAACAGUUUUGGAGCAUCUGCGAUUGUUCAUAGUCGCUGGUGUAGAUACGUCAUCGACCACAGUGUUUGGCACUCUAUUGAUGCUUGCCAUGAAUCAAAAUCACCAAGAAUUAGUCGUUGAAGAGCUGCGAUCGGUUUUCGAAUCGGUCGAUUGUGAUGUGACUCAUGGUCAUUUGGUUAGAAUGUCGUAUUUGGAACGCGUUAUCAAAGAAUCGAUGAGAUUGAUUCCACCGAUUCCGUUUAUCGCCCGAAAACCGUCUGCUGACAUUGAAGUAGGAAGGGGAAUCAUACCAAAGGGCGCGAAUGUCAUCAUCAAUAUCAUGCAUUUACAUCGAAAUCCAAAAAUUUGGGGCGAAAACGCCACUGGAUUUGAUCCGGACCGAUUUCUGCCAGAUAAUAUUGCAAAACGACCCCCGUUCAGCUACAUUCCAUUCUCAGGUGGACCAAGAAACUGUAUUGGAAUGAAAUACGCAAUGAUGUCAGCUAAAAUAGUUCUAGCCAAUUUACUGCGACGAUACAAAUUUACCACUAAGUUGAAAUUUGAGGAUAUUCAUUUCGAAUCGCAUAUCAUAAUGGAAAUAACCAACGAAAAUGCACUUCAACUCGAAGAAAGAAACUUUUCUUCGAACAUGGAUUCAGAGUAUUUUCCCAUUUACAUUACAGUCGGAAUGGCGGUGGCAGUUUUUGUGGUUUAUAAGUGGGCAAUACAAAACGAUAAAUAUUUUGAGAAGAAAGGAGUUCCAGCAUUGAAACCAACUCUGUUCUUCGGAAAUUCAGCGGAUUUCUUCACAAAGAAGGUCGAUUUGAUUGAGUUUGUCAAGAAAUUAUACGACGACUUUCCUAAUGAGAAAUUAUCCGGUUUUUUCAAUUUCAUGCGCCCGAUUUAUGUGCUUCGUGAUCCCGAACUGUACAAGCACAUCGCUAUCAAAAAUUUCGACUCGUUCGUUGAUCAUCGAUUCAUCAUUGAGCCACAAAUGGAUUCGCUGAUGGGCAACACUUUGUUUUUGAUGCGUGGUGAAAAGUGGCGAAGAAUGCGUACAACUCUAACACCUGCAUUUACAGGGUCAAAAAUGCGUCAAAUGUUUGAAUUGGUGCGUGAUUGUGCGGUUGAAGCGAAGAACUAUCUGCUUGAAACUCAGUUUCCGUCAAUCGGUGAUGAAUCAUCUGUCGAAAUUACCGAUUUUUAUUCUCGCGUUACAAACGACACCAUUGCAUCAUGUGCAUUCGGACUGAAGAUAAACUCGCUGGUCGAUCGACACAAUGAAUUUUUCGAAACUGGCUGCAAAUUACAACAGUUGAAUUCGAUCAAAUCAUUCCUGAAAAUUUGGUGUUUACGUGCAUUUCCGUGGCUCUUUGAAAAGUUACACAUCGAAUUUGUUGAUUCGCACAUUCGAAAAGUGUUCUCCAAUUUGGUGUUGCAAAACAUUGAAACGCGACGCGCGAACAAAAUUGUUCGCUCCGAUUUGAUUGAUUUGCUGGUAAAUGCGAAACGUGGUUCCAUUUGGUCAGACGAUGAAAUUAUUUCGCAAGCAUUUGUUUUCUUUCUCGCUGGCUUUGAUACAACCAUGUGGGUUUUGACGGCGGUCACCUAUGAAUUGGCAUUAAAUCCAAAUAUUCAAGAUCGACUAAUCAAUGAAAUUGACGAGGUCGAAAGAAAUUCGGAAACAAAGCCCAUCUCUUAUGAUGAGUUGAACAAAAUUAAAUAUUUGGACAUGGUUAUACAUGAAGUGCUUCGCAUCCAUUCGCCAGCUGUACUUAUCGAUCGGCUCUGUUCAAAACGUUUUCAUUUGACUGACGGCGACAAGGUUGAUGUGCACAUUGAGAAAGGUGAUCAUGUGUGGGUCCCGAUCUAUUGUUUUCACCACAACCCAAACUAUUUUCCCUCGCCGGAGGUGUUUGACCCAGAACGUUUUAAUGAAGAAAAUCGCAAAAACAUAAAACCAGGCCGUUAUGUACCCUUUGGGAUGGGACCGAGAGCUUGCAUUGGCGGCCGGUUCGCCUUGAUGGAAGUCAAACUAAUCAUUUAUUACAUGCUGUGCCAGUUCACAUUCAGAAGUACACCUCAAACGGAAAUCCCCAUGAAAAUCAAAUCAUCUCCAUUUGGACUAUCACCAAAGAAUGGCCUGGUGCUGUCGAUAAAACGGAGAAAAUGAUUGCAUCAAAAAUUGUCAUCUCUCGUUUUUUUCACUCCCGUGUUCCUUCGGGGAAUUUUAUACUACAGCAUUUAAAUUUAAAAAGACUUCGAUGUAAGACAAAAUAAAAAAGCCAAUGUUUUUGAGAGCAAGAUUUUUCUUUCAAACAAAACCAUGAUCAAAAACCCAUGAAAUAAAAUUUCCGUACACAUUUGAACUUAAUCAAAAAAACGACUUCUGGCAGAAUCAAAGAAAAUGUAAUUUGUUGAAUUUGUUGACAAAACAAAAAAUAAUCACUUAUACUAUUCCCAUAGCACUAUAGAUAAGCUUUUUAGACGGGAAAUUCGAUCAUGGAAAUUUCGAAAAUAAAAUCUACAUUUAACUCUGCUUGUAAUGGUAAAUUUCAUGUUAGAAAUCAGACGGUGAUUUAGUUGUUCGUCUAAAGACCGCUUCAAUUUUCAAUUUAUAUUCAAAUAAUUUUCCAUAUCAGAUUUAAAAGUUAUGACUCCAAGCGAUUUUGUGAUGAAUGAGAAAUUCAUGGAUCUAGAAUUUUAUAUCUGAUGCACAUAGUGUGAA